This is a messenger RNA of Eleginops maclovinus (Patagonian blennie), 950 nucleotides long. RefSeq names its product ladderlectin-like. Bases 232 to 837 code for a protein of 201 amino acids. The record is from RefSeq and is a predicted model, not a curated record. Lineage: Eukaryota; Metazoa; Chordata; Actinopteri; Perciformes; Eleginopidae. The transcript is spliced from 10 exons.
AAAAGAUAAGCCGCUGGAGCCUUACAGGAACGAUGAACAGACUUUAGACUUUCUUUAUUCCACUGAUGUCCUUCAGUGCUGCCCUCCACACGCCCACAUGAGCGUGAAUGUGUGUUCCAAGUGUUUGUAUAAAGAGCGGGGAGACCUGAUCCUCAUCACUGCAUCACUGAGCUGACACUUGAAAAACUUCUCCUCACAUCUACCUGACAGAACGACCAGUUGUUCAUCACCAUGAAGACUCUCGUGGUCCUUUCCGUACUCCUUUGUGCUGCAUUUGCAGCUCCAGCUGAAGAGAAGGCUCCAGAAGCAGCAGUGGCUGCCCUGAAGGAGCAGAUGGUUCCUGCACCUGAGGCUGAGAUGAAGAAAGUUGAGGAAGAGUUUGUUCCAGAAGAUUCGGUCCCUGUUCCCAGAAACGCACCUGUGUUUGAGGAGGCAUUGGCACCUGAAUCUCGCUUUAACUUCUGUCCUGAUGGCUGGUAUAGCCACAACUCUCGCUGCUUCACAGUCGUCAAUACUGCCACCGACUGGUACACUGCUGAGGAGCACUGCACCAGCCUGGGGGCCCACCUGGCCUCGGCCACGAAUGCCAGAGAGUACGCUUUCCUGCAGGAGAUCACAAAGAGAGUCGAUCUGAGCAACGCAUGGCUGGGAGGCUUCAGACUGCAGAGCCGCUGGAUGUGGAUUGAUAGUCAGGGCUUCUACUAUCAAAAGUGGUACUCCCAGUCCACCUCCAGCAGCUAUGCCUGCGUCUACUUGAACACCGGCUAUGGUUGGUCUAACUGCCCAUGCACCAAUACUCGGCGCUUCAUCUGCUCCAAGAAUCCUUUCAGCUGUUAACAUACAGGCUGAACAUCUGGGCUCUAUUCCUCUGUUUAAAGCCAACCCAUGUCUUACUGAAUUAACCAUUGUGUAUUCUUCACUGUUCCUUAAUAAAGACUUGUAGAAUGGGA